CGGCUAUAACUAGUCAACCCAUUUUGUCGAGUGCGACCACUAGCUGAGUGUUUUUUGUGCUGAAUAGAGAGGAAUAAGAAGGCCUUUGUGUGGUAAAAAAUGGAGAAAUUGAUGAAUAUUUUAGUACUUUGUAUCUUGGCUGUGGCAUUGGUGAAGGCUGAUCCUAUUUGGGAGGAUGCUAAUCUUGAUACGAUCGGGCUCCUCAGAAAAUACGGCUACACAGCUGAAGCAUUGACAGUAACAACAUCCGAUGGAUAUCGUCUUGGACUUCACAGAUGUACAGGUGGACCUCUAUCUCCACCAGCAUUAAACAAGCCAGUAGCUUUCUUGAUGCACGGACAGUUGAGCUCAUCAGCUGAUUAUGUUAUCAUGGGACCAAAUAAUGCUUUAGUUUAUAUGUUGGCUGAUUUAGGAUACGACGUAUGGAUGGGAAAUUCACGCGGAAAUCGCUACUCGAACACACACGCCUCCCUUCACAACGAAUCACAAGCCUACUGGGAAUUUGGAUGGCAUGAGAUUGGAACAAUUGAUGUUCCAACAAUGAUUGACUUUAUCUUAGCAAGAACAGGCCAACAGAAGCUUCACUAUAUUGGACAUUCCAUGGGAACAACUGUCUACUUUGUCAUGAUCAGUGAGAAGCCACAAUAUGCAUCAAAAUUAAGAAGUGUUCAACUUUUGGCACCGGCAGCUUACAUGACAUAUAUCCUUACUCCAUACGUUAGAUGGAUUGCUACUUAUGCUUACACAUUCGAUCUUAUGUUCCAAAUGAUGGGAACUUACUAUUUCGCACCAACUACUGAGAUGGACAAACAAGCUGCUUAUGAUGACUGUCGUGAUGGAGCUCCGUACCAAGAAAUGUGUGCUAACCAAAUCUUCUUAAUUGCUGGAUGGAACUCCGUCGAGACAAAUAGAACAAUGUUGCCAGUCAUUAAUGCACACUCUCCAGCUGGUGCUAGUAUUAAGAAUAUGUUGCAUUAUGCACAGAUUGUUAGAAGUGGAAUAUUCAGACAAUAUGAUCAUGGAGCUAAUAAUUGGCUUCAUUAUGGACAGUUGACACCACCAUUGUAUAGAUUUACUGGACAUUCAGCACCUGUUGCUUUCUAUUAUGGCUUAAAUGACUGGAUGGCAACUCCAUCAGAUGUCAACACCCUCCACCGUGCCAUGGGAUCACAAGUCACAUUAUUCCAUCAAGUUCCACAAGCAUCAUUCAACCACAUGGACUUUGUGUGGGCUAUCAAUGUAAGAUCUUUGGUUUACGACCGCAUGACACAGGAAAUGAGGAAAUAUGAUUAAAAGUUUGGAUUUUUGAAUUUACUGAAUAUUAA
This is a messenger RNA of Chironomus riparius, 1325 nucleotides long. NCBI's taxonomy places the organism in Eukaryota, Metazoa, Arthropoda, Insecta, Diptera, Chironomidae. The record is from the annotation of a GenBank genome assembly.